Molecule: messenger RNA, 712 nt
Organism: Drosophila hydei
Lineage: Eukaryota; Metazoa; Arthropoda; Insecta; Diptera; Drosophilidae
Exons: 3
Coding region: 14-559 (181 amino acids)
Source: RefSeq, a predicted model, not a curated record
UUAAGCUAGAGAGAUGCACGUCAAAUGGCUUAUCUGCUGCGUUAUAUACGCGACUAUUAUAAGCCAGGCCUUUGGCGCGAAGCUGAUUAUGCUUAAGAAAAUGCAAUGUGUUGUGAAGAGCAAAGUGUUAGCCCGUGUGGAGUGCAUAAAAGACAAUGAUACUGCCAUAUCGUUUCACCUCACAACAAUCAACGAAAUCGCGAGCUUCUAUGGCAUAUCGAAUUUAUAUAUUUAUGUAAAUGCUAUCAAAAACGUAUUACAAUUUAAAGGAUAUCGCAUAGAGCUCUGCAAACCCUCGGCCGACCGCCACCAGCCGCAAUUUUUAUCAUUGAUAAAUACGGGCAGACGAGUUGCGACCACCAAUUUUACUCAGAAAUGCCCUUUUCUUGGGAAUACCACCUACGUAAUGGAUCACAUGCAGUUCGAUGCCAAAUUUGCACCCAGUUAUUUACCGGAAUAUAAUUUUACAUACUUAGGCCAGUUCUUUGUGAACCGUGUGCAUACGGCUGAGGUGCAAGUCACUGGAUCAGUUUGUAAUAUCGGAAAUGAUUGUAGAUGAGAUACUAAAUAUUUAAUUUUAAAAUAAAAUAACUACUGAAGACUGUGGGACAUUGAAUAUAUCUUAUGUUAUCUUGGAAAUUUGGUAUUCUGUGCAUAUGUAGUUCGACGCCAACCUUGUGGCCAGCGAUUUACCGGAAUACAACUUUACAUA